Lactuca saligna is the source of this 737-nucleotide messenger RNA. The record is from the annotation of a GenBank genome assembly. NCBI's taxonomy places the organism in Eukaryota, Viridiplantae, Streptophyta, Magnoliopsida, Asterales, Asteraceae.
GUACUAUUUCAUCAGUUUUACUUACUCAACCAUUAUCACUGCUCCACCCCAGUUUUACCCAAUCAAAUAUACGUGUCGUCUUCUACAAAAACAUCGAGAAGAGCUCCACCGUUAUCGAGUUGGCAUACCACCCAAGUACACACGCUUUCCACCACCGCUUCUUCCAUCGAUUUUCAGAAAUAACACCUUUCUCCAGCUUACUAAAAUAGAGAGCAAUGGAGGUUCUCUCAUCGACUGACUCAACCACUUCAACCGAUUAUCCAUCAUUUUCCAUUUUGGUUGCGUUUUUAGAAGAGUCAAGUGUUUUUGGGGGGUUUUGGAUUCAUGGGUUUACAGACAUAGAAGAAGAAGCUUAUGAGGCAACUAUUAAAAAAGAAUCAAGGAAGAAACGCAUGAACUGUGAGCAAAAGAAGCAGUUCAUGGAGCUGCUACUGUUGCUGAAGCUGAAGGUGGAAACAAAAUUGAAGCGUAUCAGGAACAAAGACUCAAAGUUGGUUUUUACAUUAAAACAGUUUGACACCAAACAUUGUACAUUAUUAACCGGAACCCCUCUCCAGGUUUGUAUUAAUGCAACCCCUUACCAUAAGCUAUGUGUAAUAUUAUAUAAGGAAAACCUCCCAUCUUCUAAAGGGUGUUGGAGAUGGAGAGUUAAUAAGGCUCUUCAGCAUAGACCUCAAUCCCCCAAUCUACAAACUACAAGUAUCCCAUUAAUUGACCAAAUAACAUGGAUAGGUUGA